Messenger RNA from Cavia porcellus (domestic guinea pig), 1799 nucleotides. RefSeq names its product phospholipid phosphatase 6 (gene Plpp6). Gene Ontology annotation, molecular function: sphingosine-1-phosphate phosphatase activity. The transcript has 2 exons. Lineage: Eukaryota; Metazoa; Chordata; Mammalia; Rodentia; Caviidae. The record is from RefSeq and is a predicted model, not a curated record. Bases 1 to 966 code for a protein of 321 amino acids.
AUGGCAGCGCGGAAGCGGAAGACGCUGCAGGGCCAGGAAGCCCCGCUCUAUGCCGGCCGGGUUCCGGGCUCAGAGCCGCCCGCUGCGAUGCCGAGCCCCCGGAGGAACGUCGAGGGAAGGCCGCUGGGCGCCUCCACCUCGAGCAACAGCAGCAGCCCGGGGAGCCCGGCCCAUGGAGGCGGCGGCAGGUUCGAGUUCCAGUCCCUGCUCAGCAACCGCGCGGCGGGCGCGGACCCCCUGUGCGCUCGGCUCCGCGCGUCCGAGAGCCCGGUGCACCGCCGCGGCUCCUUCCCGCUGGCCACCGCGGGCCCGUCGCAGGCCUCCGCGCCUCCGCUGCCGGAGGAAGACCGCAUGGACCUGAACCCGUCCUUCCUGGGCAUUGCCCUGCGCUCUCUGCUGGCCAUCGACCUCUGGCUGUCCAAGAAGCUGGGGGUGUGUGCAGGGGAGAACUCGGCUUGGGGCAGCGUGAGACCCCUCAUGAAGCUACUGGAGAUUUCGGGGCACGGCAUCCCAUGGUUGCUGGGCACCCUCUACUGCCUGUCCAGGAGCGACAGCUGGGCCGGGCGCGAGGUGUUGAUGAACCUACUCUUCGCCCUGCUGUUGGACCUCCUCUUGGUGGGCCUGAUAAAAGGGUUGGUCCGAAGGCGCCGCCCGGCCCACAAUCAGAUGGACAUGUUUGUUACCCUCUCGGUGGACAAAUACUCCUUCCCCUCGGGCCAUGCCACAAGGGCUGUCCUGGUGUCGAGGUUCAUCCUGAACCACCUGGUACUGGCCAUUCCACUGAGAGUGUUGGUGGUGCUGUGGGCCUUUGUCUUAGGUCUCUCCAGGGUCAUGCUGGGCCGACACAAUGUCACUGAUGUAGCUUUUGGCUUUUUCCUGGGCUACAUGCAAUACAGCAUUGUGGACUAUUGCUGGCUGUCACCCCACAAUGCUCCCUUCCUCUUUGUACUGUGGAAUCAACAAUGACACCAUCUCACAUAAAUGGUGGCACUGGGAAGUCUGAAAGUCUGCACAUUCGAUGACGCCACAUUCGGCCUCUUUUGGAUAUUUCAGGCUUCCUUCGGGAUUAACAUAUCACCAACUUGAUAUGUUACUAAAUCAGAGCACGUGUAGGCCAUUAGUAAACACAGCCAUAUUAGGGAAAGCAAAAAAUCCUUCUGUUAUAUGUGUAUUCAACAAUUGUUUCUAUGUCCAGGAAACUGCAAAGAAACCAAGCUGUGAUUAUAUGGUUGCUGUUUUUAAAAAGCUGACAUUUAAGAUCUGUGCUGUGUACUAACCCCCAAAAUCAACAUAUCACUUGUAAAUUGAAUCGGGAGAAAUAAACACGAUCUUCAUUCCAUAAAUAUAUAUAUGCAGAUAAGCCAUAUACUAAUUCUAGUCCUUUUCCUGAGAUGAUGUGAAACAGUAUUUUAAAAAUUGAAAGCAUAGGUUUUCCUAGUUUAUUCCCUGAAGACCUGUUAUCACAAUUGAGGAAAUUCCUUCUUAAUCCUGAUUCUCUUGCAUUUGGAGAGCUGAUGAAGAACCUAGAGAAGAAGCACUUAAAGGUGGGCAUAUGUAAACUGCCCACAGAAAAGUAAGGAUGAGAUUAGGACUUCAUGCUAAUUCUGUGGACAAGUAGCAUGGCAUGACAGAGGACAAACAAGCCAGGCUGCUGGGCAAAGUCUGAGGAACAGAGUUUACAGGUAUGCUAACCACAUAUUAUGUCAAUGACCGAUAUGACAGGAAAUGGGGUCCUGGUACCCGUCAUCUCUACUGAAUAAUGUUUAAAGUAAUAAAUAACAUGAUUUUUUCAAUACAAA